Brachypodium distachyon (stiff brome) is the source of this 2909-nucleotide messenger RNA. RefSeq names its product pentatricopeptide repeat-containing protein At1g02060, chloroplastic. Lineage: Eukaryota; Viridiplantae; Streptophyta; Magnoliopsida; Poales; Poaceae. The record is from RefSeq and is a predicted model, not a curated record. The transcript is spliced from 2 exons. Bases 108 to 1991 code for a protein of 627 amino acids. Gene Ontology annotation, molecular function: protein binding.
UUUAGCAGGAUAGUAAUUACGGAGUAGUUUCUUUGGCAUUCUUACAAGCGACAGACAGUAGGCAGUCUUCAGGAGUGUUGUUCAGAUAACCUCUAUACGGCUUUGUUAUGGGCACGACGGCGAGGCCACCGCCGCCGCAGCAGCAGCCAGAGCCGGCGUCCGUGGCGGCGGCGAGGAAGCUGCACCACCUCCUCCGCUCCCGCGACCUGCGCCCGGCGCUCGCCUACCUCGCCUCCCUCCCUUCCCCGCUCACCCUCCUCCCCAACCACGCCCUCAACGCGCUCCUCCGCGCGCUCGCCGCCGCCGGCCGCGUCCGCGCCGCCACCGACCUCUUCCGCCGCAUCCCGACCCCCACCCCUCACUCCUUCAACUCCCUACUCUCCGCACUCCUCCGCCGGGGCCGUCUCCGCGCCGCCAACGCGCUCCUCGCCGCCUUCCUCCGCUCGCGCACGGCCUCCCCCGACGCCGCCACCCUCAACACCCUCCUCCACGGCCUCUCCGCCGCAGCCCCGCGCGCGUCGCCUCCGGCGCUCGUCAACCUCUUCCGCUUCCUCCCGGAGACCUACGCCUUCGCCCCCGACGCCGUCUCCUACAACUCGCUGCUCUGCGCGCUCUGCCGCGCCGGCGACCUGCCCGCCGCGCGCAAGCUGUUCGACGUAAUGCGUGUGCGCGCGACCGGGGGGAACGGUUCCGUGCCUCCUGAUGUCGUCACCUACACGACCAUGAUCAGGGCGUACUGCGCGAGGAGGCUGGCGGACGAGGCGCUCGCGGUGUUCAGGAUGAUGGCAGCGGAUGGCGUCCCGCCGAACAGGAUCACAUAUAACACGAUGGUGCAGGGGUUCUGUGAGGUUGGUAGGGUGGACCUGGUGAAGGGAUUGCUGGAGACAGACUCUUUUAAGCCAGACACGUGCACAUUCAACACGCUGAUGGCCACGCAUUGUAGGGAAGGGCAGGUCAAGGAGGCCAUGGAGGUGUUCGGCCAAAUGGUGGAGCUCCGUGUAAGCCGUGACUCUGCAAGUUAUAGCACGGUGAUCCGGGGACUGUGCGAGAACGGGGAGUUUGUGCGGGCUGAGGAGCUUGUGGAUGAGCUUGUGGAGAAAGAGGUGCUCAAAAAGCGAGGGGGUUGUGUGCCGCUCAUUGCGGCAUACAACCCCGUUUUUGUGUAUUUAUGUGAAAAUGGGAAGGCAAAUAAGGCAAGGGUUCUGUUUGGGCAGCUAUUGGAUCAGAGGAGCAAGGUCGACUUUGCUGCAUUCAAGACAUUGAUUCUAGGGCACUGCAAGGAGGGAGAUUUCGAAGAAGGGUACCAGCUGGUGCUCUCAAUGUUGAAGAGGGAUCUUGUGCCUGAUGAUGAAUGCUACAUUGCCGUCGUAGAUGGAUUUUCGCGGAGAGGAAGGAUGAAGAUUGCAUGGGAGGCCCUACACAGGAUGCUGGACAGUGGUCUCCGGCCUAGCACAAGCACGUUCCACUCGGUUCUUUUGGGGCUUUUGAAGAAAGAUGGCUGUGCAAAAGAAGCUGCGGAUUUGAUUGAGAUAAUGCUAGAGAGAAACAUCCGCCAGAAUUUGGAUCUUUCGACCAAUAUGAUCGACUCAUUGUUAAAAAGCAACCUAAAUGAACGUGCUUACAGAAUUAUUACAUCUCUAUAUGACCAUGGCUAUUACAUCAAGAUGGAAACCUUAAUCGAGAGCCUCUGCGAGGAAAAGAAGUUUAUAGAGGCAGCGGAACUUACUUUGUUUAGCUUGCAGAAGCAUCAUGAGUUAGGUGUGGCAGUAUGCAGUAUGGUUCUGGAUGGCCUUUGCACUGCUGGUAGAGCUUCAGAUGCAUUCCGGCUUUUCUACGAACUCAUCGAGAACAGAGGCACUUCUGCUGCUGUGGCACCUUCCAGUUUGGUUGCACUUUAUCAUGCUCUCAAGGAAGAUGGAAAAAUGAAAGAAGCUGAUUUUAUCGCUAAACAGAUGAGGCGUGCAGCUGCCAGAAUUAAGGAAAGGAUCUAAGUUUUUCCAGGGACCAAUUCAAACUUUGUGCUGCUCCAUACACUAAGUACACCGUUUACACUAGGUAUUGUGGCCUUGAAGAGAGGGCAGAAUACGGAAACUGUAUCUCAAAAACGGUGGUUUGAUUAACUGCAUGUUGAGAAAUGAACUGAAGGAAGGUUACAUGCUGUAAGAAUGCAGAUCAAAUCAAAUUAUAUUUGUUAACCAUCCUUGAACGGUUCGAUUGGGCCAUUGGAUUGGCAGACCUUGAGACGACAAGAACCAUCUGCAGGACUGCCACAUUACAAUCUUGCCGGGAUCUAGAGCAUUUCUUCUCAAGGGCUGGCCAUUUUUGAGAGGAAAUGAAGUGAUAAAAAACAAGACACUGCUCCAAAGAUUUUGCAAGGGAGAGCUGUGGGAGAUCAAACUUCAAAGUGUGCGUCUGCACUGCAGCAUAAUUCAUCCAAGGAGAAGGUUUCCUAAAAAAACUGAGAAGGUAAUACGAGAUAGUGAAUCAGUCAUUACGGAAUUCUGCUCACACAAGUAAAGAGCGCUAAACCUGGAGUGAAAGUUAUUCCAUCGCCAAACAGCCUUCGUAUUCUUGCUCUGAAGAUCCAUUAUGCAAGAAACUCAAGAUUAUUGUGAUCCCGUUUCAAGAAUAGAUUGCACGCUCAGCUGCUCAAAUCCAGUUUGUUUGGUAAAUUUGGUGUUAGGCGUUACUGAUGAAGAUUGCUCACAAGUAUCAGCAAUACAUCGAAUCUGAAAUAUCACUGCCCUGAUCGUGUUACAUGGACCACUACUGGUUGUACCAAAUUUUGGCCAUCAUAGGCAAGUGAAUUUAUAUUUCGUGUUCAAUCAGAUACGUCAUUGUAAUGGACCAUCAAAACAAGGACAGUUCAUUUCGAACCCUACUCAUACUUGGCUAAAUUCCGUCUCAAA